GAUCAUGUAGUCUCAAACGACUUAAACUUGAAUCUUGCACACAGGUGUCGGAAACUGUUUUAGCUGAAGCAUUAAAAAAGUUCCCUGAGUUGGAAGAGUGUCACCUGGUCAUUAUGCCAACAGUUCUUGCCAAAGAUGUCGAAGCUAUUGGCCGUUCGUGCCCAAAGCUGAUAUCAUUCACAUACGAUGACUACGGGUACAGAUAUUGGGAUAGUGACAUGGUUGACACGGGACCUGAGUGUAAUGACUUUGCCCUAGCAAUUGCAAAAAACAUGCCCAACUUGCAGCAUCUUAGCCUCUUUGCACAUCGUAUGACAAACGAGGGGCUUGAAGCCAUUCUUCACGGUUGUGCCCACCUAAAGUCGCUAGAUAUACGGCAAUGCUACUGUCUCAAAAUGACACAGGAUUUGGAAAAGAAAUGCCAUGAGAAGGUAAAGGAUUUGAGACUCCCUUCUGAUUCUAUCAGUGAUGUGGCUAGACUUAAUGAGGAUGAACCAUCAUAUGAUGACAUUUGCCCGGAUGUGUGUGGAUGUUGUAGCGGUUCUGACUCUGAUGGAGGGUUUUAUUACUAUCCAUCACCUUAAUUUCAUCUACUUUAGGUACAAACUUAUGUCCGCAUUUUUGUUUUAUUGGUCAAAUAUGUUCCCGUUUGGCUCAUGCUGUUUUGAACUUGGAACUAGUGUUGUGUCCGGGUGUUGCCUCAGGUAAUUCAAUUCUUUCAUAUGGAUUUUUUAGUUUAUACGAAGUAUAUUGUGUGUGUGCGUAUAGUGUUCCUUUCAUAUUAAUUUUAUAAUUGUCAUUGCCAAAAGCACCAAAAUGUUUAGGGGAAAAUACAUACAUAUGAGUAAAACUUAUACAAAUUCCUGAAAUAUGACUUCUUAAGUUUCUUUACCAGCUUCUCUCAAAAAAAGUUUCUUUACGUAUGACUAAGGAGAAUAUUUAGAGACCAAAGUAUCCUCAAAAAUAUAAAGGCACGUAGAUUUGGGAGAAAAAAUAGGUUGCUUCCUUUUUUAAGGAGUACAAUUAAGUCAUAAAUUGAGGAAAAAACAUGCACGCAAGUCAUAUUGUGGGAAACACAAACACUUUAAAUCACACGGAGGGUAAAUUUCUCAAAAUGUUUAUUAAUCGAAUAUGAUAAGGAAAUUUCUAAGGUACCUCUUAAAAUUAAGAGUGUACCGUACCUCUGCUUUGCUGGACCAACAGGAGUCUGACAUAUGGAUUAUUAAAACAAGUAGACAAAAGGCUAUUAUUUGGCAUUCGGUCCUUGUUUUGACGCUGCAACUAAACGGAGGAAACGACGGAAACAAGGAAACGAUUUUAACAGCAGAAAAACGCAGCCAACAAACUCAGAAGUAACCUCCGGAGAAACGACACUGCUGGAACCGCAGGCAAUAAACUCAUGAAGAAGAAGCAACGUCUGGAGAAACGACACUAUUGUGCUCCAAACGAACGCAAAGCAAGGUAUUUUUCUUGUAUUUUGCUAGCCCCGCUGAAGUUUGCCUGACCCGGAGGUGUGCCGUCGUAGUUGUCUCCUCCUGUGUUUACUGGCGGCCAUAUUAUGGAGGUAAUUUUUCCUAUCUAUGGAUGCUCAAAUUUUCAAUUUCAAUUCUCGUCAAUUUUGAUUAGGGCUAAUGUAGUUGUAGGAUUAGAUUACAUUUGAUGCUCCUGUAUCUUCCUCUGGCCUUGAUUUAAUAGUUUGAUUUCAUGGGUUUUUGCCUUUUUAGGCAGGAUAAUUUUUUGUAUUGACUUUCAAAAUAUAAGCCCAUUAUAGAUAUGGUGGACUAAGUAUAGCAUAUCAAAAACAUGUUUCACAAUGGAAUAGCUUUAUACCUUCAACUAAAACGGUCACAUCCCAGAGUGUUUGAUUAUUUGCAUACUGCUCGCCAAGGUACACCUGCGUAAAUAACCACAAACAUCAACAAAUAAUAAAAAAGUCACAAGAAUAGGUUAUUGGGAAGAAAGUAAUGACACGACUUCAAAGAAUAGCGUAAUAAUACUACAUUACAUACAGAACACAUAAGUAAAACUUAAAACGUUAAGAAGUUGGAAACAAACUUGAGGUACUGGAGAGGGAGGGGCUGCAUCAAUGGAAAAAAGUGAGCUGGCUUUAUCAGCUAUUUUGCACAGAGCAGUAGCAGCAUCCUGUUGGUGCUUCACUCUUGUGGAUUCCACAAGCUCUAAAAGCAAUUCCAAUCCUAUAAAGCAUGUCAAAAGAAGAACGAAAGCAUUUUUCAGGCCUAUGCAAGAUAUUUAGAGAACUUAUUACAUUGAGCCCAUUCAAUGUAUACAACAUUUAAAAUCUACCGUCAUUGUCAAGGAAAACUGUCUUUUGAUCCUCUGGGGAACAAAAGUGAGCAAUGGCCUAGGCAAUUCUUCUUUGGACAAUCUUCUCCCCGAUGGACAUCAAAUAUAACAAAUGGCUCAAUACUUGGAAAAGAGGAAAGCAAUGAAUGACUUAUUAGCCACGCAGAGUGUGAAUCAUGUCUCACAUAGUCAUUAGUGAAACACUGAAGUCUCAAAAACAAUCGUGUGACCCGUGUAUGAAUAGAAGUGCAUAGUAAUGAAUCAAGGAAUUGAACUUACUCGGCCAUUAAUCUUCUCCUCUAUUUUUUCAGUGUCUUAUGAGCUAAUAAUACUACGGCACCUGGUAUUUUUCAAUGCUCCUCAAUUCUGCUUAGGGCAAAUGUUGUGGUAUGUUAACUUUUUAUAUUAGAUUAGAUUUGAUGCUCAUGUACCUUCAAUUAUCAGUUUAGAACAAACUGCUUCAAUUCCAGUCCAUUCAAGUAUAAAUUUGGAUGCGUACUUAUUUUUGCAAUUGUACAGAGACAUGUUUGAUGGUCAUCACCCUCCAUAUUAGCAACAUACACCAAUGAUAAAAAGAUGCUUUAUUUAACUGGUGAAACUCAAUUCAUCUUACCACUCCUGUUCCCUUAAAGAACUUUCAAGAUUUUCCACUCAUGGGCUGCUCAAAGGAGCAACUGAUGACCUAUUUAAAGGAUCUCCAAAUUGAUUUUGAACAAUAUGAGCACCCUGUUGUAUUGACUGUUCAAGCUCAGGAAAAUAUGUUGGACAUUUGAAUGAUGCACUGAGUAAAAAUCUGUUCUUGAAGGAUAAGAAGCAUAGAUUUUAUAUUGUUUCUGCAUUGGCAGACACCAGAAUAGACUUGAAAAUUCUAGCUCAGAGGCUCGGAUUGGGAAAAGGAGGUUUGAGGAUGGCCCCGGAGGAUUCACUAACAGGGAUACUUCAGGUAUGUGUUACUCCAUUCACGCUUUAUAAUGAAUCUGCAAGGGGUGUCUAUUAUUAGACCAAGGGAUGAGAAUAAAGGAGCGUUGCUUCUUCCACCCACUUUCUAAUGAUGUGACCAUUGCUAUUAACACAAGUGAUCUUGAUAAGUUUCUGAGUUCAAUUGGAAAGCCAUCAAACUAUGUUGAUCUGGAUGAUAACCCACCAGUCGGGAAGGAUCAACCUCCUGAUCUUGCUAAUGUUGUUCCAUCUGAUGUCCCGACACUGCCUGAUAAUAUGGAGAAGUCAGCUACCUCAGUGGUUCCUGAGAAGAAGGAUCAUGUUGCUGCCGAUAUAAAAGCAGAGGUUAAACCAAAAAAUGCUCAACCCUACUACAUAUAGUCAUUAGUCACAUUCUUGUAAACCACAUUUAUUUUACUCAUCUAUAAGUAAUUACUCCAUAUUUUUUAAUUUAAUACGUAGUAAUAAAAAUUAUUCUAAAUAUAAUUUUUCCAUAAUAUAGCAGAUUAAGACAAUAUUUUAAAUACUAUCCUCCGUUCCAUAAAAGUUGCAACAGUUUGACUUUCACGUUUGCCAACGUGCAACUUUGACUGUAAUUAUAUUUAUUUACAUAUUAGUAAACAUUAAAAAAAGUUAAUAUAUUGGAAAUUUACACUAAUACAAAUUUAUUAAUAUUUUAUACGUAAUAUUUUUAUUAUAUAUAUUAUUAGAAAAUCGUAGUCAAAGUAAGGUGUGUGAAUAGUGCAGAAAUUUCAAUGUUGCAACUUUUAUAGAACGGAGGAAGUAUAUUUUUUCUAUAAUUUGACCGAUUAAGCCAUAACUUCAUAAAUAUUAGCACAUUCGGUUGAUUUAGCUAAUUUAAGUGUUAUCAAACGAGUUCUAUUUAGAAUAUUGAGUAAAAUGAUAUAUUAUUAAUUUAGGGACCUAAAUGAUAUGGUGAGAUUGGUGAUAGACAAUUUAAUGACCAUUUGUACAUUUUUUUUCCUUCCCAAAAGUUUAUUCGUUCUUUGUUAUGAAUAAUACGGAUUUCAGUAUCAUUUAAGUUGUUAAAUUACCAAGUAGAAGUCUAUGUAGGGAGUCAUUAGACUCAUUACGUGUUGAACUUAAUUAGGUCUGGAGGUAAUUAGCUUAGUAAAGACUCAGUCGACGCCUUCUGGGAAUAACGCCCCAGUAUGCACGUUUGCCACUUUUUAGGACUCCAUUUUCCAGCUUCUCAGGCCGAUUAUAUAUCUGAAAUACAGCAUGUACAAACCGUCAACCUUCGGCAAUGGCAAGACAUCCUAAGGGGAGGAAACUAUGCAGCCUAAAAAGAAAACAACGAAGCAAGGCAGAUAUUCCCAUCUCUAUUUCUGGAAAUGGGAACCGCUCAAGCAACGGAGAUUUCAUCCGUAGAAGAUCUCAACAAGUCAUGUGUAGCCAGAAACUACAUUCACUUAAAGAAAUAAUAGAUAUUUCUUCCAGGUAAAAUUCAUAAUCGAUUCCAGUUCCUAGUUUUUACAUAAUAAAAUGCUUAUUCAUUGAUUAUGCUUUAUUUUACCUUGUUGUUUUGUGAUUUUAAUUAAACUGAAGUUGUCCCAAAAGCCCGAUCAAGAAUCUCUGCCCUGCCAAGAAACUUGAGGAAGAUGAAGUGGAUAGCCCCUCACAAGCAUCAACACCAAUUGAGUCUAUCAAUGGGUUCAAUGACAUUAAAGCUGCAUUUAGUAACAUGGUCAACACGAUCAUCACCCACAAUCCCAACCUUUGUUUUGACAUAAGUCCUUCUAGUCUUCCUGUUUUAACCACCAACUAACAAUAUGAACUUUAAUGUUUUUUUAUACAAGUAACGAUUGUGGGGUGUGGGUUGCUAAGUGGAUGAUUGAAUGCUCAUUCAGUGAUGACUAUGAAAAAGUGUUUGUAAGCACGUUAGAUUAUCCUUUUGAUUUUUACUGAAAAAAUCAAUAUAAUCACUGAUGUAUACGUGAGAGUGUUUGUAUGUAUGUAUCAUUAACAUUGGUUAUUUAUUAUAUAGGUUGGACCCGAUUCAAGGAUGCAGAUUGCUCUUGAUUUGAUUAGCCAUCCUUUCAAUGAAUUGAAAGCAAGUGUUGAAGAAAAGGCAAUUCAACAUUGGAUUGAGCUUAAGAGGAAGAAUGGGAUUGUUGGUCUCUAAUUCUUACUUUGAUGCACUUUAGCUUAAGUACUUUAGCUUAACUUUGAAUUUCUAGGAGUUUUUUCUAAUUUGUGGCAGUGGAACACUUUCGAAUUCAUAGUUUGAGUAUUUAAUGAUUUCGUUUGUAUGAAACUUAUAUUCAUCUGUAAUUGGUCUAUGAUAUUGGCAUUCAUUCGUUUGACUGAGUUAAAGCUAACUUAUGAUAGCAGUAAGGAGGCUUGGUGUGUUGUUAUUAUGUUGUGUUGGAGCAUUUGGCAGGAAAGAAACUCUAGGGUCUGGAAGGAAACUCAGGUGGAGAAUGUUCAACUGGAAGCAAGGGUUUUUACCUCUCUGGAAGCUUGGAGAACAGCCCAGUACAUGAGGAGAGAACUGCUGGUGCAGCACGGGUGCAGGGCUAUAGCAGGCAGCAGGUUGGAGUAUGGUCUGGGCAGAUUUGUGGGAGGGAAGUGCGAUGGUGCCGGCCAGCGGGGGAGGUUGCUUAAAGCUGAAUGUUGAUGCGGCCAUUGGGAGGGACCAGUGUGGCCUUGGCUGAGUUAUUCGCAACUCGACCGGGGAGUUCAUUGCAGCAGCGGCAAACUGAAAGUUGCUGGUUUCCUUGACUGGAGAACUGAAAGUAUUUUUAAUCUAGUGCAGUUAGCCAUGAACUUCCUCCCAGCUUUUUUCCCAUGGAGAUAGGGUAGGAGCAAUGGUGUUCCCUCUACCUGCAUGUACUGGAUGUAGCAGCAUGGAAAGAAGGGCGCUCGGAUAUGGAGUUUGAUUUUUUAAAUAAUAUGUUGUUGUUUAGUUUGCAAAAAAAACUUUCCAACUACGACAGUUCAAUAAUAGUUCAAUAUGGGUUAUAUAGGUGAUUUGUUCUUACCUCUCAACACCAUAGUAUAUAUAUUCAUUUCCCUAAGACAAGAUUACUUCAUUUCAGUCCACUAUGUGCAUAAAGUUUCAGG
This is a messenger RNA of Cuscuta europaea, 6330 nucleotides long. Lineage: Eukaryota; Viridiplantae; Streptophyta; Magnoliopsida; Solanales; Convolvulaceae. The record is from the annotation of a GenBank genome assembly.